Guillardia theta CCMP2712 is the source of this 885-nucleotide messenger RNA. RefSeq lists its product as hypothetical. The record is from RefSeq and is a predicted model, not a curated record. Gene Ontology annotation, molecular function: rRNA primary transcript binding; snoRNA binding. Lineage: Eukaryota; Cryptophyceae; Pyrenomonadales; Geminigeraceae. Gene Ontology annotation, cellular component: Mpp10 complex; small-subunit processome; nucleolus. The coding region runs from base 19 to 885 and encodes 288 amino acids. The transcript has 14 exons. Gene Ontology annotation, biological process: rRNA processing.
AGGAAGGAUCUUUCAGAUAUGGCAACCCGAAGAAAUGUACGUCUGAGAAGGGAGUAUCUCUAUCGCAAGCAGCUUGAAACGAAUGAACGAGUGAUCUAUGAUAAGAAGAAAAAGCUAAAGCAGGCAAUCGAGACGGGCAAACCCAUUCCAACAGAAUUACGAGCAGAGGAAGCUGAGCUGAGGCACCAGAUAGAGCUCGACGAUGAGCGCAGCGAGAUUCCCUGGGAUCCCAUGGAUGACGAGUAUGGUCGGGCGGGAGAGUUUGACCCGAGAGUGAUGGUGUCAACUUCGCGCGAUCCUAGCUCUAGACUUGUUCAGUUUGCCAAGGAAGUCUGUUUGUUGUUUCCGAACUCACAAAGAAUCAAUCGUGGAAAUUAUACAACCAAAGAGAUUGUAGAUGCGUGCAGGAAGAACGAAGUCACAGACUUGGUGCUGGUUCACGAACAUCGAGGAGAGCCCGACGGUUUGGUAAUCACUCACAUGCCACAUGGCCCGACGGCAUUCUUCGGUCUUAUGAAUGUGGUAACGAGACAUGACGUGAAGAUCAAGGAAACUAUCUCAGAGGCUUAUCCCCAUCUCAUCUUUGACAACUUCACUACAAAACUUGGUCUCAGGACCCAGAACAUCCUGAAGCAUCUCUUUCCCGUGCCAAAGGAUGAGAACAAACGAGUGGUAACCUUUGCAAACCGUAACGAUUUCAUCUCUUUCCGGCAUCACAUGUACGAGAAGACAAGUCACAAGGAGGUCGAGUUGAAGGAGCUCGGGCCGAGGUUUGAGAUGAGGUUGUUUCAGAUCCGGUUAGGGACGUUGGAACAGACGGAAGCACAGAACGAGUACGUUUACCGGCCAUAUCUAUCCAACUCCAAGACAAAGAACCUGCUGUAA